AGAAUAAAAGAAAGAAAGAAGAGCAAAUGAAUGAUGAAACAGAACGAAUAACUGCUUAUCAGAAGCCAUUUUAUAUUAGUUUCCACAAAGUUUUAUUUAGCAGCUACCAAACACUGUUACCUACUGUAAAAGCUACUUAUGAAAUAGAGCCAGUCUGACCACUGGUCACUUCUCCACUGUCACCUCUCAGACGGCUGCACUGGUCUCCUAUCUGCUUUUGUUGCUUCGAAGUUUGCCUUCUGCCACAGUAGUCUUCUACAGAGAACCAGAUGAUCUACAAAUGUACAUCUCAUCACAGUCAGUCAGUCCGUCCUCUGCUUACAAUCCUCCAAAGGCUUCCCACUGCAGUUAGAAUGAAGCAUAGCCUCCCUUCCCAUGAACUGUGAAGCUCUAAUGAUCUGGCUCUACCUACCCCCUCUGGCUUCACCUCACGCCCCCUCUGACUAGUUUUCUCUUUUAGGCUUCAACUCAAAUGCCUCCUCCUCCACAAAGCCCUCCCUGACUGCUCUAGUUAAAUACUUCCUCCUCUCCCCCAAUCACUCUAACUGUGGUUCCCAAACUAUGUCCCAAGAUGCCCCAGGGUAACAUGGGGUAUAUUAAAUUUGAGGGAAACACGGUGAUACAUGACAUUUAUAGAACACUAAGAUACAGAGAAACAAACAAAGCCAUGGUGAUUGCCCUCAAGGGGUUAACAGUCUAGUAGAAGAGACAGACGUGUCAAGAAAUAAUCAUUAUACAACAUAUUCAGUGCAAUACUAGCUGUAGACACAUAACUAGAAAUAGCUAAGAAGGGAUUAAUUUGUGGUAGGAGUGCUGAGUUGCUGGUGGAGGAUGGCUUCAGAGAGGAAGUGACAGCAGCAAUUAAAAUGUACUGAAUUAUCUUACAGUUCUGCCUUUGGGUUGAUUCUGAUGAUCCUGCUACAAAUGCAAUUCUAACAUCUAAUUUAUUAUGUAUGACUUCCAACUAGCAACUAUGCUUUACAAAAGCGUGUCCAAGAUUGCAAGUAAAUUUUGCUAUCAGGAGGUAGAAAUGAAAUAUUUUUAGGGAGAAUGAGUCAUUUCACUUAAAAAAAUGGGAAUAUUUGCUUAUGUGUAGGAGCAAGUGUUGUGUCCUAAAUCCUAAAGCAAGAUAGUGAUGAGUGGGAGGUAGUGACUCUGGGCUUGGAGCCAUAGGGUGCUUUGGAAAACCAACUCUAUCAUUUAGGACUCAAGAUGGAUGGGAGCAGGAAGGAAAAAUAACGUUCUCCAGCUCUACCCACAGGCUUCUAACCCUAUUUCCCUCAGAGGCUAAAGUGUGUGAAAAGGGCUCUGAAAAUGAGAGAAAUGACUGUUGUUAUUUCUUCCUGCAACACCCAGGCUGUCAGAGACCGCUGGAGGAAGGGAGGCUUGGCCCUGCCUCCACAAUCAUCUCUAGCCAGACCUGCCACAUGGGACCCAUCAGCUGUCAGUAAUAUGUUCCAUUUCUUUUGAGAAUGUAUGGGGAAGUUUCAAACAGGAAGCAAGAUGGGAAGCAAAGACUAGAGGAGGUAUGAAUGGACGGGGGAGUGGGAACUAUUUUAUUCUGUGUUUCCAAGCCCAAAGACAAUUUAACAUUUCUUAUUCUAUUGUCUAAAAAACUAAGCUGUAUACAAGUUCAUUUACAUCUGUCUUAUUUACCCAUCUUCCUUCGUAACUUACCACUGCAGAAGAAGCACCAGCACAAACUAUCCAAAUGAGAAGAAAAUGACAAUACCCCUUUGAAGUAUUAGGUUUACAAGUCAAGCUAAAGAGAGAUUUUGCAAAUCAAAUGAAUUUAAGUCAACAAUUUAAAUUGUGACACAUUAAACUGAAGAUACCCAAAACAAAAACAAACCUGCUGCCAUCGAGUCAAUUCCGACUCAUAGCGACCCUGUAGGACGGAGUAGAAUUGCCCCGCAGGGUUUCCAAGGAGCAUCUAGUGGAUUCGAACUGCAGACCUUUUGGUUAGCAGCCGUGCUCUUAACCACUGAGACACCAAGGCUCCAAACUGAAGAUAGAGUUAAAUAUAAAACCAAGAGUAAAAACUGAAUUUUAUCAAAGUAAAAUCUCCUUUCCAAAAUUGCAUUACCAGAAACUGGAAAUAAUUUCAUUUUUAUGGAUGGCUCUAUCUCCAGCUAAACAGCCAGGUUCAGCAUAUGAAUUACAGAUGGAUUAAAUGAACAGAAACUAGGCCAUGUGCAAAUCAAAUAAUAAAUUCCUGAAUUUAGAUGAUUCCUAGAAAAUUUUCAAUUAAAUAAAAUGUAUUUUUCAUAUUUUUUUUGUUAUAAUUUCUUCAAUAUGGCAUUCUUUUUCAGUUUGUGUUAGCAUACAUUAUGUAGCUGAAGUAUUAACCACUUACCUUUGAUUGUAAAAAUCUUGGUUUGAUGAGAUUUAAUUAGAAGCUCAGAACACACUGAGCAGUGGCAAAAACAAACAAAACAAAACCCCUCAAAACUAGCAAACGAAAACAAACAAACACAAAUUCACAAAAUCAAGUUCUGGCUAAGCACUGAUGACAAAUUCAGGCCAAUGUGACACUAAUGGAGAAUUUUCAAAGUAGUCAAGCACCCAAAACUUUUAACAUCUUACAAUGUUGAUCUUCCAUGAUUGGUUAAAUUUAUAAUUAUGUAACAGAGCUCAAGAACUAACUUUUGAAACAGCUGGGAGAAUAAAAGAAAGGAUAAUUUCGGACAGCUCAGUUAUGAAGUAGAAACUGCGCUUUAAAAAUGGGUAAAAAUGAGAGAUGGGGCAGAUUCAAAACUAACUGUUCGCAUCAAUUUUCAGCUGCCUUCUGUAAAGGACCGUAUAAGUUCUGCUUUCUUUUUUAAAUGAACAUAACUACACUGUGUGGGAAUUACAGCCUAUUCAAGACGGAUUAUUAGGGAUGAGUAAGAGUUAAAGGACUUUCUUGGGUAUCACGUAGCGUGCUUCUGUUGGCCAGAGGCUCAGCCUGAGUCACUGCAUACUGAAAAUCAGUGGUGUCACACCCUUUCCCUGCAGAGGACAAGGCGAGUUUCCUGCCUGCAGAGCACAGGGGAGCAAACUUCUAUGGAGACGGAUUUCCAUUUACUGAUAGCACAUGGAACUGAUGCGAAACCGUGCUUCCAACUGUGUUCUGUAACUUUAUACAUCUGAUAACCAUUUGAGAAUUGGGACUCAGGUCAUCAAAAUGAAAGCUCUCAUGUUUGCAGCUGCUGGGCUACUGCUUCUGCCGUCCACUUUCUGUCAAAGUGGUAAGCUCCUUCUUAUGGGGUGGCGUGGGGGUGUUGGUUUAUGUUAUGCAUUGAGUCAGCUGAACCUAAUUUUCUUUACAUUUCACACAAACUACAAACCAAAAAAGGCAGAGCUUGAUCUUAGUUAUUAAAUGGUGAAGUCAUGGAAGUAUCUACAGCUUGUUCACUCUUUCAAAUCUUGCCACUGACUAAGUGUUCUCUGCCGAUGUUUAAAAAAUUUGUGCCAUAAUCAAGAUUUUAGGUAUCUACAAUUAAGCCAAAAAUCAAUGUUCUUUGUGAGAAGUUUUUGGCUUUUUAAGAAUUUUCUCUGAUUCAGCCAGGAUAGUACUUUCACAAGGGGUAAAAAGAAAAGCCCUAUGUUUAUACCUCCUGGUAUAAACAAAAUGGGGGGAAACAGAAAUAUUGCUAGACAGAGCAAAUCAUCUGCUUUCAAACGCCAGUGAUGCUGAGAUGUAAAUAACAAAUCAGCGUUUCCCAAAUGAAAUAUCUUUUUGACUUUCAAUGGUAGGAGCGAGUUCUCUCAUCCUCAUAUAUGAAUUUUUAAUUUUAGAAAUCAGAUCUCCCAAAGGGCAUUAUUCAACUGUUAAUGAGUUUCCUAUUUCACCUAUCACAACGUUAGCCUGUAACCUGCUUGCUCCAAAAUUAGCAAAUCUGUGAUUGGUCUGUACCCACAACCUUCUACUGUUAUGUCAUCUCCAGUCAACACUGUUAAGAGUUGGAAGGGGGUAGUGAGGGAAGACUACAGUGAGAAAAUCACCACCACCACCCUUGUAAGGGACUAUUGCUUAAAUUGAUAGUUGGAAUCCCAGAGGUUAUAGAAAAGUUCUAAGAGAAUUUGCAGACAGCAGCAGCACAUGCGGAAUCUAUGAAUAGGAUAAGUAAAUGCUCUUUCUGGCGCGGAUGAGCCAAAUGCUGAGCAGCAGAAUUGCAAAAGAACAGAGGUUUGUGGAGGUGGUUCCUUCAGGAUGCUAGUGGGCUCUGGUGAAAUUGAAAAGAAGGGAAUUUAAAGGAGGUAAAGUAAGUCAAAACAAGUGAAUGUGCCUUUUUUGAUUGGGGUAGGGGGAAAAAUACGAGGCACUGAAGGAAGGAACCAUUACCUAGUGGCUGAAUUUUGGAUUAGUUUUCUUCCAUGGCCUUUUCUCAGAUAGAAAAACAUUUCAGAAACAUUAUGCCAAAUUGAACCUGUAUAAAGAAUUCAAAUAAAGUUUGUUUGUUUUUUUUUACAUAAAAUUUUACAUUGAGUCCUAUUUUCAGGAACUGGGCUCUAAGGAAUAAAAGAUUUAUUUACGCUGAACUAGAUCUGGAAUUCUAGUAGAAAAUGGAAUCCAGUCAGCUUUUCACAAACACAGUGACUGGUAUACGUUUUUAGGCACCAUGUCUUGCUCAAUCACAGGAAUUUCUGAAAACAAAACACUUGGUUUCAGUAGCUCUCUUAUCAAAUCCUGAAGGGAUUACUUGUACAGCAUGUUUCUUAAUCCAUCAUUUUCCAGUUUUGUGUCCGUCUUUAAAAGCAGUCUCUGUGGGUGACGUUGGUGCAAGAACAUUUCCAAAAUACACAAAUGAGUGGAAGGACUCCUGUGGCUGAACGGAAGUCUCACACAACAUGCCUUCAAAGAUGGCACAGAAGAAUGCCACCUCCCACAUUUUUCUUCCCUUUUCUUUAAUCGUGCUACCUUUCCUUAAGUGACACCGAUCACCCACAUGUGCCUACUUGUUGAGGUAACACUCUCCCUCUACUUUACAUGCUGAAUUCAGUUGUGCAAUCUCAGGCUUAUGAGAAAGGCUUCAUUUCACCUUAGGGCUAACUGCUAGAGAUUAAAGCAGGAAGAGAAACUAUGAAUGAGAAACGGGUUACUAAACACUAACCACAAAUUUUCAACCAGUAGGAAUUCAGAGGUCAUGUGAAAAGACGUAACUGGCAGAACAUUGACCUCUUUAAUUAAUAAGUAUGAGGUUAUAUUUACCAUCUUAAGGUAACAUUAGAAAUUUGAGAGAAUCUAUUUUCUAUACGGAGUUCCUGGGUGGUGCAAACGGCUAAUGCACUCUGCUAACUGAAAGUCCACCCAGAGGCACCUUGGAAGAGGCGUGGUGAUCUACUUCUGAAAAAUCAGCCAUUAAAAACCCUAUAUUGUACAGUUCUACUCUGACACACAUGGAGGUGGCCAUUAAUCAGAACUGACUCACCGGUAACUGGAAUUUUCUAUACACAUCAAAGAUUAAUUAAUGGAAAAAUUGUAUCAUGAUAAACAGGUUUGACCAUUCAAGUUUGUUUGUGUAACUGCCUUUUCAGAAAUUAGGAUUACUAAUAUCUGCAUGCAAUGUAAUGCCAAAUACUUAUAGUAUGUGGUUGAUGUGUUUCUAUGCUUUUAAAAUUCAUUCCUAUCUUCUAAGGCACCAUAUUGAUUUCACCUUCUGAUAUUUGUGACCUUGCCCCUUAAAAAUCAGGCAUUUUCCGUAAAGUUUACGUUUAGAUUCUUUCUUCUCACAUCUCUCCCUAGACCAUCUCAACUACUUCUACUAAAUCAAACUACAACUUCUAUGCAGACUAAUAAACCCAUACCUUUAAUCUGGGCUCCUGGAAUUUUGGACACUACACUUAGUCUUCCAACCCUGCCAGCCAUUUUCAUACAUUGCUAUACCACCCACAAUUCAAACUCAGUAAUAGUAAAACCUGAGAUUUAGCUUCCCCUCAGUCUUGCUCCCUUGUUCCCGCAACUCAGUUAAUGGCAUCCUCCUCCUCCAAGUCAUCUGGAGUAGAAGUCAUGAGUCACUCUUUUGCCUCCUGCCUCUCCCUUACCGCCCCCCACAGUCCAUCAGAUGACGAGUCCCUUUGAGCCCUCAUCACUGAGUCUCUCGUGUUCAUCCCUCCUUUCCACCACCAUUGCUCUCAUUCAGUAACUCAUCAUCUUCAGUUUGAAUGAUUACAGUAGCCUUUAAAUCAGGCCCCCUUGCCUCUAGCCUUUCCACUCUAUUCUUUACACUGUCAACCAAAGUCACCUUAAACACAAGUCAAAUCAUGAGUGUAUUAGUUUCCUAUUGCUGCUGCAACAAAUUACCACAAACUUAGUGGCUUAAAACAACACAGAUUUAAUAUCUUACAGUUCUGGAGGUCAGAAGUCCUAAAAUCAAGGUGUAGGCAGGGCUGCACUAUUUCUGGAAGCUCUAGGAAGAGAAUCUGUUUUUUUGUCUUUUUCAGCUUCUGGAUGUUGCCUGCAUUCCUUUGCUCAUGGUCCCUUCUUCCAUCUUCAAAGUUAGCAGCAUUAAUAUCUUCAAACCUUUCUCUCUGACUUUGAUUCUCCUGGCUUCUUCUUAUCAGGACCCCUGUGAUUACCCUGGGCCUAUAAUCCAGAUAAUCCAGGACAAUUUCCCCAUCUCAAUUUCCUUAAUUACACCUGCAAAGCCCCCUUUGCCAUGUAAGGUAACAUAUUCACAGGUUCUAAGGAUUAGGAUGUGGAAUCUCUGGGGAGCUACUGUCUACCAGACUGGUCAUUUCUCUGUUGAAAAUCUUGUAUGUGCGAUCCCUCAAAAUUUAUGAAUAAGCACAUGAUUUUUUAGGAAAGUUCAGAGGCCCUUCAGGAAUUUGGCUGUAAUCUACCUGCUCAAUAUCAUCUCCUGUAAGACAAUGUAUUUAUGCACCUGUCUGCUAGCCUGAAAGUUAGUAAAGAUAGAGAUGGGAUUUAUUAAAACUUUAUACCACUGGUAUGUAAGUAUGCAAUAAACAUUUGCUGAAUCAACUUCAACACUCCCAAAUCCCAUGUCAACUCACAGUAUGUCUUUGUCCGUUCAUCACCUACCAGAAUAUUAUUGAUCUAUUAAAUUUCAACUUUAUGAACCUUGCUCACUUUUGCUCAAGUUCAUCUUUUCCUUGACAUUUUGCUCAAAUACCUGAAUCUGUUAACUACUGCCUGAACGCCUACAGAGUUCAUCAUCAACAUGACAUUGGCCUAUAAUGGUCUGAUGCACUAUUUUUGUCUUCCCCACAAUAUAUAUAAACUCCUUACUUGCAAGGUCUCAUCUAGUUUCUAACAGCUCCUGCAAGGAUAGCAUGGUGCUGGGGUAUAUGUACUGUUGAUUGUCUGACCUAUAAAACUUUUUUAAAAUAAAAAUGACCCUAAUUCUAGAACUACAGAAAUUAUGCAGCAUAAGAUACUUAGUUUUAUUUUCUCCUGAAGCGCAGAUAUGGUUCUGCAACAAAUCAUAUACUAAUACUUCUUUCAAUUACAGGCAUGGAAAAUGACGCCGACAACUUGGCAGGGCCAACUUUACCUAUUAAGACCUUUCGUGGUGAUCCCCAAAAUUUUUUUGAAGAGUUUCCCUUUUCUGCCAUAGAAGGCUGGACGGGAGCCACCAUAACUGUAAAAACUAAGUGUCCUGAAGAAGGUGUUUCAAAUCUCCACGUGAAUAAUGCUACCAUGGGGUAUCUGAGAAGCUCCUUAAGCACCAGACUGAUACCCACCAUCUAUAUCCUGGUAUUCAUGGUUGGCGUGCCAGCCAACGCAGUUACCCUAUGGAUGCUCAUCUUCAGGACCAGAUCCAUCAGUACGGCCAUCUUCUACACCAACCUGGCCAUUGCGGAUUUUCUUUUUUGUAUCACACUACCCUUUAAGAUAGCUUACCAUCUCAGUGGGAACAACUGGGUGUUUGGAGAGGUCAUGUGCCGGGCCACCACUGUCAUCUUCUAUGGCAACAUGUACUGCUCUAUUCUGCUCCUCGCCUGUAUCAGCAUUAGCCGCUACCUGGCCAUUGUCUACCCUUUCACUUACCGGGGGCUGCCCAAGCGCACCUACGCCUUGCUAACAUGUGGAUUAGUGUGGGCAAUGGUUUUCUUAUAUAUGCUGCCAUUUUUCAUCCUGAAGCAGGAGUACUAUCUUGUCCAGCCCGAUAGCACCACCUGCCAUGAUGUCCACAAUACAUGCGAGUCUUCAUCUCCCUUCCAAAUCUACUACUUCAUUUCCUUGGCAUUCUUUGGGUUCUUAAUUCCGUUUGUGGUCAUCAUCUUCUGCUACACAGCCAUCAUUAGGACACUUAAUGCACAUGAUCAUAGAUGGUUACGGUCAGUGAAGGCAAGUCUCCUCAUCCUUGUGAUUUUUACCAUUUGCUUUGCUCCAAGCAAUAUUAUACUCAUUAUUCACCAUACUAACUACUACUACAACAGCACUGAUGGCUUAUACUUUAUCUAUCUCAUAGCUUUGUGCCUGGGUAGCCUAAAUAGUUGCCUAGAUCCAUUCCUUUAUUUUCUCAUGUCAAAAAUCACAGAUCAUUCCACUGCUUAUCCUACAAUGGUGAAAUCAUCUUAGAGAACGAGGAAAGCCAUGUGUGAAAAUAUACAUUCUUGGGAUAACAUACGCAUAGUGCAAGGAGCUCUAUCCUAUACUUACAUGUAAGUACUCCAAAGAAAAAAUGCUUCAAAAUUAAACGUCACAACAAAAGCACAAUUUUUUAAAAUACUUUAUCAGUAUUUUGAGACUACGAUUCAUUAGAAAAGAUUUUGUCACUUUCUUUGUGACAACUUACACGUUUCCAUUUGUCUUCUGGUAGUUUAAAUCCUUACACCUCCAAAUGAAAUUCUCUUCUAGUUUUUUCUCCUUCCUAUUUCUGUGAGUGGCAGUGCCAUCACUGAAAUUUAGCAUCAUGUUUUAUUCUUCUGUCUCCUUUGAUUCUCAUAUGGGUGGCUGAUUCUAUCUUUGCAACUUCUGCUAUCUUUGUAAUGUCUCUCACUAGGAUCCGAGUCCCACCUUUGCCUUCUAACCAUUCUCCUCACUGCCAAGCUACCCUCCAUUUCGCAGGUAAUUGCCAGACUAAUCUUCCUCAAAUAUCACUUUGAAUCCAGUACUCAAAAACGCCAUCUCGAAAUCUGUCAUUGACUAUACACUGCUUCUGGAACAAAUUAUAAAUUUUCAAUCUGGCAUUCAGGGCUAACUUUAUUAUCCUUUUUCCUGUUAAACCUUGCAUAUGAGGUAGGCACAGGCUAAACUUCUUGCUUUGCUGUGAUCUAGACUUCUCCUCUCUUUCUCCUGCCUCUGACUAGAAAGCUAAUUCUAUCAUUUUUGUCCCAAGUUUGUCCAACUCUUGAAGUCCUCAGAGGACCGUUCUUCCACUUUUAUUACAGCACUUUUAAAUAGCUCAUUUACAAGCAAAUAAUAAUUCCAUAAACACACAUAAAGCACUAUGUGUAUAGUGGAGAAGGUGCUUAUCCUCUCCCUUCUUUGAGCUCUGUGGCAACCCCAGGGUCAAGUCUUCUCAGCCUCUGUGGGUCCUAGCCCCAAGCUUUGCAGACCAUGCUGCUGGAUGCAUGAAUGAAUAAAAUCCCAAAGCAUCCUAACAGCAUGAAAGCCCGUUAAAGUCAUGCUGAAAGGGCAAGGUGGUCCGUAUUGCACAGAACAUCACUUCUGGUUGGAGAUGUUAAAAAAAAGUAAGGACGAUAAAAUAAAAGUAUACUCAUAAGGUCAUUUCAAAUUUUAAAAUAACCCUUCCACUAUUCCUUGCAUACAUAUAGUUCUUAACAGGGAAAACUGUGUUUUAUUAUAAAUGUCCAGUAUAUUGCUGUAGGUGAAUAAUUAUGUUUCCCUUUGCUGAGGGAUUAGCCAGAAGUGGGGUAUUGGUGGUUAAGGGUGGGGUGGUGUUAGUGAAUACGAAUGAGGUUAAGGAAAUCUUUAAGGAUGAAGGAUUGUGGAGAUGCCAUUUACUUUUACAGUAGGAAUGUGCAUUGACCAUAUACUUUGUAAUAACCAAGAAAAGAAUUAAAAAAAAAAAACCCAU
Messenger RNA from Trichechus manatus latirostris (Florida manatee), 9989 nucleotides. It is a transcript of the gene F2RL2, whose product is annotated as coagulation factor II thrombin receptor like 2. Gene Ontology annotation, biological process: positive regulation of Rho protein signal transduction; phospholipase C-activating G protein-coupled receptor signaling pathway; thrombin-activated receptor signaling pathway. The record is from RefSeq and is a predicted model, not a curated record. Lineage: Eukaryota; Metazoa; Chordata; Mammalia; Sirenia; Trichechidae. Gene Ontology annotation, molecular function: thrombin-activated receptor activity. Gene Ontology annotation, cellular component: plasma membrane. The transcript has a single exon. Bases 7457 to 8527 code for a protein of 356 amino acids.